AUGCCUCUCUCUAGAUCUUUUUUCCCUCUCUUCACAGAAGCGGUGACGCAUGAACAGAGGCUGUCCGAAAGUUUGGACAGCGCCUUGAACUCCGCACUUAGCACGAUGCCGUUCACCGCGAGUUUGGCUAAAGGCGGGCAACACGGGCACAGCAGCAGCAGCGGCAGCAGCAGCUCCAGCGAUGUCUGUGGGGCUGGCGGGGCUUACGAGCACGACGGGAACUCUGGCCCCCAGGGAUGCUCUUCCUGUUCCCGCGCCUUUUCUCCCUACUUCAAGACCGAGGCCGUCUACCAGCUCCCGUGCCGGCAUCUGGUGUGUCGCGCUUGUUUGGCUGACCAACCCAAAUCUCCCUCCGUCCUGUGCAUGAAUUGCAAGAGGCUGUUUGCCACCCACGACGUUUCGAGGGUCCACUUUUGAGAGGGAGAAUGGGGGGGGGGGGGGAGCGGGGGGGGCACACCGCGCUCUUGGGGGGGGGGGAGAGGUGGCCCUGUGGCAGGCCUCAUAGUGGUAGCCAAGAGGCAGGACUGUUCCCACUACCCAACCCCCCUUCCCUUCCGCCACGGCCACCACCGAGUCGCACAAUGACAACAAUCCUACACGUGCUGAACUAAAAGACAAAGGAACUGGGGAGGUUGUGUACAGACAGUAUAGAAGGACAGUAGCAUUUUAAAGCUGGAGGAAUCAAAAGGAUAAUAAAGCCAUAUGCUUAUCUAA
This is a messenger RNA of Notechis scutatus (mainland tiger snake), 714 nucleotides long. The record is from RefSeq and is a predicted model, not a curated record. NCBI's taxonomy places the organism in Eukaryota, Metazoa, Chordata, Lepidosauria, Squamata, Elapidae.